Oncorhynchus nerka (sockeye salmon) is the source of this 2060-nucleotide messenger RNA. Its product is annotated as osteoclast stimulatory transmembrane protein-like. The record is from RefSeq and is a predicted model, not a curated record. The transcript is spliced from 14 exons. The coding region runs from base 1 to 1782 and encodes 593 amino acids. Gene Ontology annotation, cellular component: membrane. Lineage: Eukaryota; Metazoa; Chordata; Actinopteri; Salmoniformes; Salmonidae.
AUGCUAUUUUUGCUCAUCCGAGGCCAACGCCUUGGUUUCGUCCUCCUAGGCCAGGCCGAGGUGUUGAAAGCAGUCGUUAAACUGUGGCACUCAACCCUUUCCCAAGGAUCCACUCCCACAUUUGCCCGGCACGAGUGGAGCGCAGGCAUAGGACGCACUGCACCCUCCCAGCGCCCCGGAGACACAGCACGCAGAGCCGGCGCCGGAUACCCUGGCCUGAAACGGGCGAUCGCGACCAGACACGCUGAGCAGGCACCAUACGCCCUGGCUGGAUGCCCACACUCGCAUGACGCCUCGGGGCUGCCCUAUAGCGCACCGGGCUAUGGGCACAUGGUACGGAUGAGUUCCUUCUCCAGAUGGGCAUUUCUACACGUAACACAGUACUGCGCCAGAGAACUGAAGUCAUUGAAGUCCAUACCUCAUGGAGGCUGUCUCCAGCGGUCCACACCGAGAGCCUCAGGAUGCCUAUCAUCUUUUACAGGAAGACUUUCUUCCCUGUUGACGUUCCAAUGGGGUGUAUAUUCCAAACCUUCCCCGGCGAACAAGUUAGAGGUCUUCAUCCUCUUCUGUUUCUGUCUCGUCAUCGGUGCAGCGAUAGGAGGUCUUCUACACGUCUGGAUGGUCUACAGUCUGAACUACCAGCCCUUUACCUCAAUGGUGGUGUCCAGUACCUGGGGCUGUAUAGUAGUCCUGCUGUUGCUCCUCCUCCACCCCGUCCGCUGUGUCCUCUCUAUGUCAGUGCCCUCCCUGGGAACCAAACAGGGCAGGAAGAUCCUCAUCUCCACCGCCCUGGUUAUUGUGGUGACCAGCUGCAUCCCCAACAUGACCAGGAACUUGAGCCGCUCUGUUGACAUGAUCAAGUGCUCCUCCCACAGCACCGUCGAGAGAAUCCUGGCCUCCACCAGUCAAGUAAACAAUGCCCUACACGACAUGAAGAAUUUAAUCGGAAGCAUACCGAGACUUGUGAACAGCGACCGGUUCUUGCAGAUCGAGCAGAAAGUGGAUGUGGAGGAGAUGAAGAUGGGUAUCAGAAACGCCUCGGCCAGACUGAAGGCUGAGUUCAAAGCCAUGCAGGAUACUCUGGAGGUCACAGGUCACGUAGCCCAGAAGGUCAUCGCCUCCUCCUUCAUCAUGCUGCUGCUGGGGAGUUCUGCCAGUUACCUGGUCAGGUAUCUCACAGACCUAAAGCACGACAAUGUGUGUCAGACACGCCGGCUACAGGAGUUACUGAGGGCCCGGGGGGUGGAGGAGCUCCCAGAGGCCUACAGAAAGAGGCUGGUGAGGACCAGGGGCUGGAGGAUGACACAGAGGGAGCUGAGACGAUGCCUGUGGGGAGGCACCAUCCUGGGCUUCUACUGCCUGGUAUGUGCCCUGGUCCUAGGGCUCGACCACCUCAUCUACUCUGUCCUGCAGACGUCUCUGAGCUGGGCACAGGACAUUCCUGAGGUGAAAACUACCAUUUCACUCCGUAUGAAGAUUACAGUCCUAAUCAUUGACCUUAUCCGUGAACCUGCUGGAGAAAUGAACAAAGAGUAUCGCUACAGGAUCCUGCUGUUGCCCCCGGACUGCGUACGUCCCCUGUCCCCCCCAGACCCGUCUGUCCUCUCCACCACCGCAGCCCUCUUCCUCACCGCCCUGGUCAUGAUUCUGGGAGAGGUGUUCACCAGGAGGAUCAGGAGGAAGAUCUGUUCGUCCUUCUACAGAGACAGAGAGGAGGAACGAGCCUUGUACCUGCGGGACAAGAUUCUAUUAAAGCUGGAGGAUGAGGGAAAUAUUUCCUAGAUCGGUAAACUGGAAGGCGGAUCAGACCAUAAACCUCGGGAACAAGAUUCUACUGCAGACCAACGAUGACUGGAAAUGAACAAGAUUCUACUGCAGACCAACGAUGACUGGAAAUGAACAAGAUUCUACUGCAGACCAACGAUGACUGGAAAUGAAGAAGAUUCUACUGCAGACCAACGAUGACUAGAAAUGAACAAGAUUCUACAUAUACAUUAAUCAAUCAAUCAUGUCAAUAAGAUAAUUGACUUUAAAUCUUAUUAAAAUCAGCAUUACCUAUC